AUGCCCCAACUAAACCCAAACCCAUGAUUCCUAACCAUACUUGCCACCUGAGCAAUCUUCUUACUAAUUAUCCAACCUAAACUCCUACCGUUCACCCCCACCAACCCCCCCAUAAAUAAAACCAAUACCUCUAACAAAUCCACCCCCUGAACCUGACCAUGAACCUAA
Falco peregrinus (peregrine falcon) is the source of this 168-nucleotide messenger RNA. The record is from the annotation of a RefSeq genome assembly. Lineage: Eukaryota; Metazoa; Chordata; Aves; Falconiformes; Falconidae.